CGCUUGCCCCGGAAGCGGAAGCGGACGUAGACGGAGUCGCGCUUCCCGUCUGCGGGUGAGCGGAGGCCUCGCGCAGCCGCUGCUUCUCCGCCUGCCGGGGACUUGCGGCCGAAACUCGGCGCCUAGGCCCCGGCCGCAGCCAUGGAGGAGGCCGAGACCGAGCGGCGGCGGCGGAAGCGGCGGCGGCAGGAACAACAGGACGUGGCGGAGAAGCGGAGCCCCCGGCGCUCCCGCUCCGCCCGGGGCAGCCAGUCCCCCCCUGCCGAGCGGGAGCAGGGCCCGGCCCGGCCGGGCCGCAGCAGGUCACCAGCAAAAAGAAAGAACAAGUCCUCUGCUAAAAGAAGCAAGUCUCCUCGAAGUAAAAGAAGUAGAAGCCCUCAUCAUAUUGUAGUCAAAGUAAAGCAGGAGCGAGAUGACCAUUCCCGGAGAGGACAUGAGGAACGACAGCACAGAGAUCAGUCAGAGCAAGAACACAGACGAGAAAGAAAUGGUGACAGAGACAGACACAGAGAUCAUUCAAAGAGAAGGAAAAAUCCCAAUGAAAGGCCAGGAGGUCGAGGGUAUGAAAGAGAGAGGGAUGCCCAAAAUCUCCGUGAGCAGCAAGUGGAGAGGGAAUUUUAUAACGAGAGAAGACGUGAGCAUCGCCAGAAGAAUGAAUCAAGCAGUGGUGAUGAGACUCUGGACCUUGGUAAACCUGAUGGUGAAAAUAAAGACAAAGAUCCAACAAAUAAGGAGAAACCAAGUUUUGAACUGUCUGGUGCACUCCUAGAGGAUUCAAACACCUUCCGAGGUGUUGUGAUUAAAUAUAGCGAGCCCCCGGAAGCUCGGAUUCCAAAGAAACGAUGGCGUCUCUACCCUUUUAAGAAUGAUGAAGUUCUCCCAGUCAUGUACAUUCACAGACAGAGUGCUUACCUGCUGGGCAGGCACCGAAGAAUCGCAGAUAUUCCUAUUGACCACCCCUCUUGCUCCAAACAGCAUGCUGUGUUUCAGUAUCGGCUUGUGGAGUACACCCGUGCCGAUGGUACAGUUGGCCGCAGAGUCAAGCCUUACAUCAUUGACCUUGGCUCUGGCAAUGGGACUUUCCUAAAUAACCAACGGAUUGAACCUCAACGUUACUACGAAUUGAAAGAAAAGGAUGUGCUGAAGUUUGGAUUCAGCAGCAGGGAGUACGUCCUUCUCCACGAAUCUUCAGAUACAUCUGAGGUGGACAGGAAACCAGAGGAGGAGGAGGAGGAAGAGGAGGAGGAGGAGUCAGACAGUUAACAGACCAGAAAGAGACUUCAAAGAUCUUCUUUCAAUAGAACUUGAAUCUGGAUAUGAAAGUUGGAGCAUCACAGCACUGAUGCCUCUUAUUGCCUUAAAGUCUUUCCUCUGUUGCUGAUCAGCUCUCGCUGUAGUUUAUUUUGGGAAACUCCUGACUUAUUCAUCUCCUUUGUAGUUUUGAAACUCAUCUGGAAAUACAGCCUUUGCUUUAAGAGGAUUUUCCCUAAUAACAAGAAAAAAAAUAGAAGGCACCUGAAAGAGAGAGUUCCAGUGAUGGAGCUCUUCAUCAGACGUAAAAAUAAAUAUGUAAGGUUGUACUUAAAGGAUAUGGAACAAAAUAGGCAUUUUUAAAAAGAACAUGGUUUUGCAAACUGUUUUGUCGACAAUCCUUUGAAAUUGCUCCUUUAUUUUUAACUAGAAUCUUAGUUACAGUGAACAUGAUCUAAUGUUUUGUAGUGUCCAAUUAUUUGAUGUGAUUUGCUGAAUUGUACACCCAGAGCAAACCACUCACUAAGGGAAGGAAUUGACCAGGUUUGUUUUCAUUGAAAAGGAAGAUAUGCUGCAAAUCUUCUUUAUAUUCAUAUAAUUUGGGUAGCCAGUUUGCAUUGAAAUGAUUUUUCAGGGAAGGACAUUUCACCGGAAUACCUUGUAAUUUAUAGGCAGUGUAGUUUGAAAUGAAAGAAAAUGCUUCAUGGGACCUUAAGUUAUGAUAGUGUGGCUUGCUGUUGAAGGCUGUGUGCACUCAGUAUGUUGUAAAUGUUUGCUGACAUUGCCUCUGGAUACUGAUUUUUGUCCAUAUUUGAAGCUAGAUUUUUUGUUACUUUGACACCACUCUGCCCCAUGAAUCUUUUCACAUUUCUGCAUUUAAUUAUAUGUUACCAUCAAAAAGAAAAAUAUCCAAUGUUUUAACCAUCAUUUGCACUAUUAUUUUUUAAUUUUAGUUUGUGGAAAAUAUUAUACUGUCAUGUCUGAAAUACUCCUUUUCACCUGCAUGUAACAGAAAACAGUCAAUACUUUAUAAUUGUGAAAAGUUUGUUUCCGAGAAACAUUUUCAAAACUUGGAACUAUUUAGAUUUGCAUAUAUUCAGACAUCUUCCUCCUGAGUUUUAUCUUGAAACAAGAAAUAUAACUUAUUUCACUUUGAUUACUAAUUUUCCCUCGCAUUUGUGAUUUAUGGGCACAUACUGCCUUCAUGUGUUAUGUAUAUACACACAAGAAGUAUAUACAUACACACACACACACACUCUCACACAACUAAAGUUUAUUGUGUAAAUAUGGGGUAUAAAUGCAGGUUUUCAAACAGUAGGCAUAAGAAGAAUGUGCUUUGGAUAGCAGACUGUCCUUUAUAUGUACUCUGGGGUUUUUAAAUAAAGAAUUUAUAAAUUUAGCCCUAGCUGCCUUUAGUUGUAAUGUUUUUCUAGUGUCCAACUUGGUUUUGCUUUAUAUUCUCUGAAAUAGAUACUAUAUAUAUUUUUAAUAAAAACCCACAAAUAAAAAAAGAUAGGGUGGGGGAAAUUCUAAGAUUGAGAGUAUAAAUUGCUUAGAAUGCUGUGAUACAUUCAGCAAGGAAAGGCUAGAUAGGUGAAACGUAGAUAAUUCUAGAAUUGUAUUACAGUUUGGUAAUUCAUUACUUUUAUUUUUUGUUAAUACUAUAGUACUACUUUAUUUCGUCAUAAAAAGCAGGAGUACCACUCAUAGGAUGAAAUCUCUCAUCUUUAAAAAUGGCAUUAAUGUGGUAUCAUGGCUCAGUGGCAGAUCUGCGUGUGUACACUUGAAGAUUUUGUUGUGUGUUUGCUUUAAAAUCGGAGUGAUCACAUGUAAUUCAAACCCGCGCUGAGUAUACUUCUCGCAGAGCUGAGUAAUCUCUCACUUCUACCAGCACCACCCAAGCCAUCCUAGUUUUUGGUGUCUGUGUGCCACCUGUGCUGUUGCAUGUUUAUUUUGUAAUCUGCAUGUACACCCAUCAGGUACUGAGGUCACCAAAGACUCCAGCUAGGUGAUUUUAUGUUCUACUCUGGCAGAUCCUAUCUGUACACUCUUAAAAAAUGCAGUGAGUUUGUUUUGAAAGUGAGAGAGGGGUGCAUAUGGCUCAAACCAGAGCUGUGUGCACAUCUGCUAUUGCUGGGCAAUGCCUGAAACCCUUGCGUGGCUGCAUGAUAUCUAACCAAGUUUAGUGUCUGUGAUUUCCUGUUGUGUUGUAUCUUCUGGAAUGUGGACAUAUAUCCAUUAAGGAGUGCUGAGAUCACCAACCGUAUUAGAUAUAUGACCUGACAGGUUCGACCAGUACUAUGAAAGAUGGGCUAGUUUGCCCUAAAUCUUUACUUUUUUCAGAAAGUGUCACCAGCACAUUUGGAUUAUUUUUAAAAUUAAAAUGUUGGCUGAAACUAGCUCAACAAGUUUAACCUAGUUAGACAAAACAGAAUAUAUAAAGCCUAAUAAAGUGCAGUACUUAUUUCUUUUUAAUAAAUGCGACACUGGCCCAUUAGAAUGGAUCUUCCUUCCACAAAGAGAAGACCCAGAGCUCAAAUACUCAUAGCUGUGAUGUAAAGGUGGGAUGAAAAAUAUGAGUAGAACACUUUUUUCAGAUUUGUUCACUAUUUAUACACCUCCUGAAUGUUGCUGAUUUGUGACCCUAUCAGCUCCAUCUAAGGAGCGGCAUUGAUUUGCUUCAGGCUGAAGCCAUGUCCAAUCAUGAAGUAUGAUGAAAUGUCUAGUGACAUUCCUAAAUAGUGUACGAUGUGAUAAUUUGUGAAUUACCCUUUUCAGACUUGAUUACACUGUGUACAAUAGCACAAAACUAUUAUUUUGAUUUUGUUGUACUGCAUCAGUUGGGGUCGUUUUUUAUGCUAGACCAAACGGGUUUCUUGUGGUGGAAUCCAACAACUGUAAUACACCAACACUGAGUGGUGGUGUGAAAACCAAAGCAACCCUCUUUCUAAAUGCAACAUCCAAAUUUACUUGCAAAUGAUUUCUUGCCUUUGUUUUAGUGUAAAAUCUGAUGACUCUUUGUAUCAGGCCAUGAAAACCCUUAAGAUGCCUGCAGAUAUGCAUGUAUGUAAAAUUAGGACUAUUAAUAUUAUGCAACUGAUGUGCUUAAGUGUUUGCCGGAUUGGGCCUAUAAAUUGACCUGCUUGGACAAUAUAAGAAUUUUACUCAGUAUUUCUUUCCGUCACUCUGUCCUGCUUUUCCUGGGAACUAGCUUGCCCCAAUGUGGGCAUGUGCCAGCCCAGUGAGUACCAAUACAAUGUAAUGUUUUACUGUUGGUGAUUGAAGUAUUGGUUCAAAUAUGAUGUUUUUAAUUUUCCUUAAGAUAUUUUUAAAAGAUGCAGGCUUUUAAAUAAUUUAAGGCAGUUCAAGCUGCCAUUUGCUAAGCAUCACAGAGGUUUACAUUUUGUGACAUCUUUCCAUUUGGAACAGAGUUUUACCUAUGGGAAAACUUUGUUUUACUACAGUAUGUGGAAAUAUCCCAGUUGUAUCUUUUUUGAAUGGUUGUGUCUACACUUUGUUAUAAAUGGCACAGUAUUUAGCAUACAGUAUGUUCAAAAGUACGUUAAGUUUGUAUCAAGUCAAAUGUAUAAAAUCCAUUUUAAAUUAAAAUUCUAGAAUUUCA
Molecule: messenger RNA, 4873 nt
Organism: Trachemys scripta elegans
Lineage: Eukaryota; Metazoa; Chordata; Testudines; Emydidae
Gene: SNIP1
Product: Smad nuclear interacting protein 1
Exons: 4
Coding region: 142-1263 (373 amino acids)
Biological process (GO): miRNA processing
Cellular component (GO): nucleus
Molecular function (GO): protein binding; mRNA binding
Source: RefSeq, a predicted model, not a curated record